CAGGCUGCAUCCUCUCUCACCUUUGAACGUUCAUUUUCAAUUUUUUCUCAACCGAGGAAAGAGCAAUUAGUCUCGGUUCCUGACUGGCAAUAAUGUUUGCAUUGACUGCUGGUAGCCAUGGAGCCAAACAGUAUGGACACAAGCCCUUAGUCCAGUGACUCCAUGCCAACUACAGAACACCCAUCUACACUUUAUUCUCUCUCUGUACUCUUCUUUGUUUUAAUUCCGAUCAUGGUCUACUAAUCUGCCAUCCUGCGUGUGUUUGGAAUGUGGGAGGAAAGAGACGGUUUUGGAGGAAACUCAUUCAGUCCCAGAUGCAAAAGACCGAUCACCGUGAGCUCACAUAUCGAGGAAAGAUGAGGUUCCUGCUCUUCACCCUCGUCCUGAUGGCAGCCUGCUUCUAUUACAGCACAGCCCAAGCAAACUCGUUUGAAGACUGCUGUUUGAAAUACACUAAAGUAAAAAACCCCAGGAGGGUUCAGAAGCUCAUCGUUAAUCACCGAGUACAGAGAACAGGCGGAGGUUGCAACUUAGCUGCAGUGAUCCUCAGGCUGAGGAACGUGAGCAUUUGUGUGAACCCCAAAGAGAAGUGGGUCAGAAAUUACAUCAAUUUAACUGAAAAGAAACUAGUUAAGAGAAGGUGCAAGCAUCAUACCGAAUACUGCAAAUACUAGCGCAAGGAGUAACAGGGAGGAUGAAAGCUGACCUAUGACUCUCUCUGAUGGAGACCUUUCCUUCCCAGCAACACAACCUGGAAUAAAAAAAUCCAAAAGCACAUCCAUGCAGAGAGCAGUCAACGUUUAGCCAAACCCAAACAUAACCAGGAGAUACCUGACAGGAGACGGCAAUGGAAGAGAGGCAAUGUCACUAUCAGACAUACCAUUGUCAGUGAAUUACUCAGACACCUUAAUCAUCACUGUUUAAUCAGCAAAGCUGUCAUUAUAGCAAACUGCAGACAGUUUUAUUGCCACUUCUUGGGUAUAUGUUGUUUUUUUGUGUAUAGCCUUUUCUUUCUUUAAUGACUGGUUUAUCUUUUUUAUAAUUUACUCCAUUUAAGUUACCAUUUCAAUACUUUUGGUUUGAGGGAAAACAGUGGCAUACCUGUGGGAUAUUGGAAGAGGAACAAGCCAAUCAGUUGCUCAGACAUCUGCAGGUUUCAAUGGGCUACGGUGUGGGCCUCGGCCCAGCCCUAUCUACAGGUAGCAAGUCUUGUCCUGAACAUUUGGUGCAGAUUGUUUGGUUGAUUGAUUUUGAUAACUCGAUAUUGUUUAGUACAAAGUAGGCCUGAUUAAGUGCACUCUGUGGAUUGUUUCAAUCAUUCAAUAAAUAUUCAU
This is a messenger RNA of Hypanus sabinus (Atlantic stingray), 1334 nucleotides long. RefSeq names its product chemokine (C-C motif) ligand 25a (gene ccl25a). Gene Ontology annotation, biological process: cellular response to tumor necrosis factor; cellular response to interleukin-1; monocyte chemotaxis. Gene Ontology annotation, molecular function: chemokine activity; CCR chemokine receptor binding. The record is from RefSeq and is a predicted model, not a curated record. Gene Ontology annotation, cellular component: extracellular region. The coding region runs from base 315 to 674 and encodes 119 amino acids. The transcript has 5 exons. Lineage: Eukaryota; Metazoa; Chordata; Chondrichthyes; Myliobatiformes; Dasyatidae.